Eurytemora carolleeae is the source of this 2994-nucleotide messenger RNA. RefSeq lists its product as uncharacterized. NCBI's taxonomy places the organism in Eukaryota, Metazoa, Arthropoda, Copepoda, Calanoida, Temoridae. Gene Ontology annotation, molecular function: nucleic acid binding. The record is from RefSeq and is a predicted model, not a curated record. Bases 1 to 2994 code for a protein of 997 amino acids. Gene Ontology annotation, biological process: DNA integration. The transcript has a single exon.
AUGGUAAGAGCUUGGUACGGAAUAGUGAGCACGGGGGGCCAAGCAGGAUUUGCACUGGACAAACUUACUGAGAUGAUGGCUGAAAAAUUCCCGGAAGCGUAUAAAACCUUAAGAGAGAACAGAUAUGUGGAUGAUGUGUUAUCAGGAGCUAAGACAAAGGAGCUGAGAGAAGUUCAAAUUAAUGCAGUCCAAGAAGUGUUGAAACAAGGGGGUUUUGCUCUUAAGUUUAUAGUGAGGAAUGGAGAGAAACCAUCUGAUAAAGCAAGUUCUGACGGAGAAAGCAUGAAACUACUUGGUUACAAGUGGGACCCGGAGAAGGAUGAGUUAUCACCUGGUCUGGGCGAGCUAAAUCUGAAUAAAAAGGUUAGAGGAGAAAGGAAACCUAACCUGGAACCUGUAAAGACAACCCUUGAUGCUGAGAGACUCUUGUCUGGUGUACAGCUAACCCGGAGUAUGAUAGUUGGUAAAAUCUCAGAGUUCUUUGAUCCCUGUGGCUUCUUUGAACCUGUGAAAUUGCAAAUGAAAUUGUUAACAGGUUCUCUCAAGGGAAAGGAGUGGGAUGAAGUGCUACCGGAGCAGGAUCAGAACCAAUGGAGAGAAGUUCUGAAAGGCUAUAUAAAGUUACCAGAUAUCACGAUAUCAAGAUUUUGUCUACCUGGUCCAGGCAAGUCAUCAUCAAAGAUCAGGUUGUUAUGUUUAGCAGAUGCUGCCGAAUUGGCUGGAGGGGCAGCGGUUUAUGCAGGCAGAGAGCUUAGUCCUGGGAUCUGGUCAUGUUCAUUAUUGGCCGCGAAAUCUAAGAUGAUGAAAGAAACCAUACCAAGAAAUGAAUUAUCUGCAAUCUUGUUAUGUGCAGAGCUGGCAUUUAUGGUCAAGGCGGCCCUAGGUUUGGAGAUAGGGGAGGUUAUCUACGUGACAGAUUCCACAAUAGCGUUAAGUUGGUUUAGUAAUCAAUCCAUAAAGUUGAGGUUAUUUGUAUACAAUAGGGUAAUGACGAUACUAAGAUUGUUUGAAUGGACAACUGGAUCGAAAGAAAACCCACUUUGGCACAUUGAUAGCUCUAUGAAUUUGGCUGAUUUAUUGACUAAGAAGCAUGAAAUUGGGGUUGAAACUGUAUCCCAAGGAUCGGAAUGGAUUGAAGGAUUGGAGUGGAUGAGAAGGGACAAAUCUGAGAUGCCAUUAACUUCAUAUGACAUGUUGACCUUGGACAAAGCUACAGACGAGAGUGUGAAAGGAGAGUGCUUUCCCGAUUCAUUCAUGGGGAAAUUUUCCUCGUCUAAAAUACCUGAUGUUGAGGAUGAGGGACUUGAUGAAGAGUAUGGGGGUGAUGAAGGGGACCAUGGUGAUGAUCUGGAGUUCUCGGUUCUUGCGGCUAACGCGGGCAGGGGUGUGGCAGAGCUGUUAAUUGACCCUGUGUUCGAGGGUUGGAGAAGAGCUUUAAGAAUUACAGGAUACAUGCAAGGGUGGAGAACAAAAUACUGUCAUAGAAAACACUUGAUUCCGGUUAAAGAUUGUAACCUUUGCAACCUAGGAGAACACCGAUGGGACCCAAGAAAUGAAGAUAAGAAAGCUGAGGAUUACUUCUUCAGGUGGGAGUCUGAGAGAGUUAGAAGAACACUUAAACCAUCAGAGCUGAAAAAGUUUGUACAUCAGGAUAAGAUUAUCUAUGAUGAAGGAAGACUCUCCCCAGAAUUUCAAUUUAAAACUCAAGAUCUGGAUAAAGUAGGAUACCUGGACAAGCAUGAAAUAGUAGGACGGAUUCUUGUAGUGCUGCCAGAUUCUCCAGUCUUAUACUCAUACUUGAUGUUCUUACACACCAAAACCAUCGCCCAUGCAUCACUGGAAACUACAGUAAGAGAGGUGUUUAAGAAAAUGAGAGUAGUUAGAGGGUUGAGGAGAUUAGUAAGGAAGGUUAUCCAAGAUUGUAUGAAAUGUCGUCUUUUAGAAAAGAAAACCUUGGAAUUGAGGCUUGCUAAUCAUCCAGAGGCCAGAACAGUGCUCGCACCAUGUUUCCAUUCUUGUAUGAUGGAUAUUUGUUAUGGGUUUAAAGGGCAAGAGUUCAAGAGGUCCAGAACUGUCAUUAAGGUAUAUGGGCUGGUCAUUGUAUGCCUAUUGUCCGGGGCUACAAAUAUCAUGGCACUGGAGGGUAUUGAGACUCAGGAUGUCUGUGCGGGGUUGGAGAGGCAUUCUUGCAGAUAUGGAGUUCCUGGUUUUGUCUACGUGGAUAACGGAACUCAGCUAAAGGCUAUGCAACAUGCCAAGUUCUCUGUCAGAGAUUUAGAUUCUCAGGUCCAGGAUAAUCUAGGUAUCAAAAUAAUUAUCUCCAAUGCUAAAGCCCACUCAGAGAGAGGUCGAGUGGAGCGGAGGAUCAGAGUUCUGAGAGACACCAUGGAGAAGUUAGGAGUUGAAACCACAGUUCCAAUGACAGCUUUGCAAUGGGAAACUCUAUUCUCCAGAAUAUCGAAUUCAAUUGAUAAUCUUCCGAUUGCGAGAGGGGACCGGUCUAAUGAAACUACGUUAGGUUAUGAGGUUAUUACACCCAACAGAUUGAAAUUGGGGAGGAAUAAUUAUAGAUCAUUGGAGGGUAAUGGGUUUACUCUGGAUAUGGCGGGCAAUUUUACUAAGAUCUUGGAUAGGAAUCGAUCCAUUUAUCAGCAAUGGUAUCAGUCUUUCAUGGAAAAUGUCCAUCUUCUGAAUUUACGUCCAAACAAAUGGUUGAAAUCAAGCCGGUUGCCUAUUAUUGAUGAUCUUGUCAUUUUUGUUUAUAACAAUAGUAAUCAUGCAAAGGAGUCUAUUCACUGGAGGCUUGGGAGAGUUGUGGAAGUUUUGGGGACAAAAGUGUCUUUGAAAUACACUGGGAAGUUUAAGGGGGUUGAGCAAACUUUAGUAAGGAGUCUGAGAGACAUCAGUAUUGUAUAUUCUGUCGGAGAAAUGUCUAUUAACACUAGAGAUCUUUUUGAUGAGUGUUCCAAGUUAUCUAAUACUCAGGGGGAGUAA